AUGGCAUCUCAAAAUCAAAACCGUGAAGAACUUGAUGAGAAGGCAAGGCAUGGUGAAACUGUGGUUCCUGGUGGAACUGGUGGGAAGAGUCUUGAAGCUCAAGAACACCUUGCUGAAGGAAGGAGCCGUGGAGGGCAGACAAGGAAGGAGCAGCUAGGGUCAGAGGGGUAUCAUGAACUGGGAACCAAAGGAGGGCAUACAAGGAAGGAGCAAAUGGGGAGAGAAGGGUACCAAGAGAUGGGACGCAAAGGAGGGCUAAGCACUAUGGACAAGUCUGGUGAAGAGCGUGCUAAAGAGGAAGGCAUAGAUAUUGAUGAGUCUAAGUUUAAGAAUAAGUAA
Messenger RNA from Gastrolobium bilobum, 339 nucleotides. Its product is annotated as protein SLE1. Gene Ontology annotation, biological process: response to abscisic acid. NCBI's taxonomy places the organism in Eukaryota, Viridiplantae, Streptophyta, Magnoliopsida, Fabales, Fabaceae. Bases 1 to 339 code for a protein of 112 amino acids. Gene Ontology annotation, cellular component: cytosol. The transcript has 2 exons. The record is from RefSeq and is a predicted model, not a curated record.